Molecule: messenger RNA, 1344 nt
Organism: Homo sapiens (human)
Lineage: Eukaryota; Metazoa; Chordata; Mammalia; Primates; Hominidae
Gene: C6orf163
Product: chromosome 6 open reading frame 163
Exons: 5
Coding region: 288-1277 (329 amino acids)
Source: RefSeq, marked validated
AAGUUAACAACUUAAUGCUAGAGUCUGGGAAGGAGCAACUACUUAAAUCUUCCCAAAUCUGGUGCCCAUACCUUCUAUGGCAGGGGCUUUUAGCACCAUUCUUUAACGUUAGACACAUAACCACAGCCUAAUCACUUGAACCAUUUAAUCCUUACCAGCCUCUAGCAUUAUCCUAAAACCCUGAACCUCUUCCAGCUUUCUUAAACUUUCAGCUUUUCUUGAAACGACUUUUUCUGAUUCUAAGAUUAUUUUAACUGUAAGUAGGAGAAGACAUCUGAAAUUUAACUAUGAUCAGAAAUUCAGAUUACAAAAACUUUGUUUGCUGUGCUGUUUGUAAUAAAAUAAUUCCACCAGCCCCUUUUGGAAAAACCUUCAAACGGAUCCAUGAAUACAAGCCACUUAAGACACGCUUUUACACUCACAAAGACAUACUAGAUAUUGGGGCAAAUAUUCUGAAAAAAGAAGAGCAGUUUCAAGAAGAUAUACUCAGAGAACACAUUGCGAAAGCAGAAGCUGAAGUAUGGGCUCAGGCUAAUGAACGUCAAAAACAAGCAGUGGAGAAAGCACUUGAAGAAGCAAAUGACAGACACAAAAUUGAAAUUCAGAUUUUGAAAGAGGAACAUCAGAAAGAUUUACAGGAAGUGACAGCUAAAACUAAGACAGAGAUGUAUCAAAACAUGGAUGACGAAAUGAAGAGAGAGCACUUGGCUGCAGAACAGCGCAUGGUCCACAGAAUCCAAAGGAUUAUGAUGGAAUGCCACAGAGAGAAGGUCGAAGCUGUGGAGAAAGCCAGGGCUGAAGAAAGACACAUCGCCCAGGAAGCAAUCCAGGCCCAGAAAAGCAAAGCCGUGGAGGAAAUUGUGAAUACUGGUGUCACAGUUAUUAAGGAUGAGAAGACCAGUGUGGCCCGACUGAUGAGGGAAAAAGAACAUGAAAUGAGCAUCCUCUAUGGCAUAGCUCAGAGGCAGAGGCAAGAAGAGGUACAGGAAGUGCUUCAAGAAGCAGAGAAAACACAUCAGGCCACUCUUGGCAAUAUGAUGGAUAAACUGGCUAACACCCAGGGGGAGCUGCUGUCUAUAGCAAAACAACUGGGAAUCAUGACAAAUUGGAAAGAUUUCCUAGAGGAGGAAUUACAGGAAACCAGGAUGGCAUUUCAAAAAUACAUCAAUUAUACCUUUCCUAAGCUUUCACCAGGACAUGCAGAUUUUAUUCUGCCAGAAAGAAAGAAAACACCUUCUAAUCUUGUUAUUAAGGAGAACAAAACAACUCUUGAUUAGAAGUCUUCAGUUGAAAUUCCACUACAAAAGACAUCAUUCCAGACUAAAUAAAUUUACUCAAAAACCA